CAAUAAUAUUAUGAAAUAAUGAUAUAUUUUGUAUGAUAAUAAUUAAAUAAAUUGUAUUGAAUUCCAGGUACUUGGAUUAUAAUAAAAUCAGGGAUAUCGAAUCAUUAGCUCAUCUGACAGAGAUACUGUUAUUGGACUUGAGCCAUAAUGAAAUCAAGGAUGUCAAAUCAUUAGCUCAUCUGACAGGGUUACAGUCCUUGUACUUGGGUGAUAAUAAAAUCAGGGAUAUCGAAUCAUUAGCUCAUCUGACAGGGUUAGAGAACUUGGACUUGAGCUAUAAUGAAAUCAUGGAUAUCGAAUCAUUAGCUUCUCUGACAGAGUUACAGUUCUUGGACUUGAGCUAUAAUGAAAUCAGGGAUAUCGAAUCAUUAGCUCAUCUGACAAAGUUACAGUUCUUGGACUUGAGCUACAAUGAAAUCAGGGAUAUCGAAUCAUUAGCUCAUCUCACAGAGUUAGAGACCUUAAUGUUGAGCAACACUAAUAUAAGUGAAGUGAAAAAUGGUGCAUUUGAAAACCUUUCGAAGCUUCAGUCAUUAUACUUGGAUAAUAAUAAAAUCAUGGAAAUCGAAUCAUUAGCUCAUCUGACAGAGUUAGAGACCUUGAUGUUGAGCAACAAUAAUAUAAGUGAAGUGAAAAAUGGUGCAUUUGAAAACCUUUCGAAGCUUCAGUCAUUGUACUUGGAUAAUAAUAAAAUCGAAAACAUCGAGACUGGGGCUUUUAAUAACUUAACGAGUUUAAACUCCUUAUCCUUGCAUGACAACAAUAUUCAUAAAAUCGAUUCGGAAAUAUUUAAAGGACUUACACGACUGUAUAAACUAGUUUUGAGCAACAAUAAUAUAAGUGAAGUGAAAAAUUGUACAUUUGCAAACCUUUCAAAGCUUUUGUCAUUGGACUUGCAAAAUAAUAAAAUCAGGGAUAUCGAACCGGAAUCAUUUACUUAUCUUACAGAGUUAGAGACCUUAAUGUUGAGUAAUAAUAAUAUAAGUGCGGUGAAAAAUGGUGCAUUAGCAAACCUUUCAAAGCUUCAGACAUUAUUCUUGCAUAGAAAUAAAAUUGAAAACAUCGAGACUGGAGUUUUUAAUAACUUAACGAGCUUGAAAGAAUUAAACUUGGAUUACAACAAAAUUCAUAAGAUCGAUUUGGAAAUGUUUAAGGGACUUACAAAACUGGAUAAACUGUCGUUGGACUACAAUAUGAUAAGACAUAUUCCACCUGGGAUAUUCGAUUCAUUAACGUCGUUGAGUCUUUUACAGCUUGACCAUAACCCGUUGACGUGCGAUUGCAAUAUUCUGUUGUUUGUAAACGUGAUGAAGAAAAGUUACCCCCAGCGGGAUGUACUUGGGAAUUACGACCCGUCGUGUCAUUUCCCCGUAGAAAUGAGUGAAAAAUCGUUGAAGGAAAUAACCGAAAACGAUUUUAAUUGCUCAUCUCCGUAUGUAAUCGUCUUACCAGAGAACAAGACGGUGUCGGUCGGUGAACAGUUACAACUCUUGUGCAAAGCCGUAGGAGACCCGGAACCUUUUAUAACGUGGGCCAAAGACGACAUCGAUCUAGAACUUGGCCAAAGAGUUCAGGUAUUUCAAAACCAUACAUUGAUUAUAUCCAAAGUGGAAAGAACGGACGGCGGUCAAUAUAAGUGCGUGGCGUCCAAUUAUCUUGGACGAAAAUCUUUCGAGGCGAUGGUUAACGUAAUCGGUUUGGCGGAAAAUGGUUGUAAUACCGUGUUUGGAGUAACACCAUGUUUUUUUUUUAUUAUUAUUAUAUUAGCAAAUUGCCUAUUGUAUAAUGACAUAUUGUAAAAAAAUUAUUAUUAUUAUUUUUGUGACUUAUGUAUUGUAUAUUUUAUAAUUAAUAUGCAUAUUGUUAAAUAUAAUAUAAAGUGCACUUAUUUUGUUUCACCAUUUAAUACACCUUUGCAAAAUAUAUCAAGCUAAAUACACUCAUUCAGAAUUAAAUUCUCCACAAUAAAGAUACGUAGAUAAUUGUUUUGUCCGAUAGGUAGGUACUUACAUGGAUACACCAAAUGAGUAAUAUACCUAAUAAUUUAUAUUUGUACGCAAACAAUUGCAUAGUCUUAAAGUAAAAAUGUUAUGCAAUUUGUAUUAAAAAGUUAUUAUUAGGCACAUUUUAUAAGUAGGAUUUUAUUUCUUAUGAUACAGCUGAUUACAGAUUUAUUUUUUUUUCGGCCACUAAGACUCGUUAAUUUACUUAUAUGGUAUAACAAUAUACAUUAUAUUAUUUAUUAU
Messenger RNA from Acyrthosiphon pisum (pea aphid), 2246 nucleotides. Its product is annotated as leucine-rich repeat-containing protein 15. The transcript is spliced from 19 exons. Gene Ontology annotation, molecular function: protein binding. The record is from RefSeq and is a predicted model, not a curated record. NCBI's taxonomy places the organism in Eukaryota, Metazoa, Arthropoda, Insecta, Hemiptera, Aphididae. The coding region runs from base 288 to 1799 and encodes 503 amino acids. Gene Ontology annotation, cellular component: plasma membrane.